Molecule: messenger RNA, 291 nt
Organism: Panicum hallii
Lineage: Eukaryota; Viridiplantae; Streptophyta; Magnoliopsida; Poales; Poaceae
Exons: 3
Coding region: 1-291 (96 amino acids)
Source: RefSeq, a predicted model, not a curated record
AUGAGCUCCAUCGAGAGGCAGGACACCUUUGGCAGCGUGGAUUGCUACCUCUCCGGUGGUCUUCUGGAGGCGCCCACCCUGUCCAGCAAGGAAAUCAAGCAUGCUAGGGAGCAAGCUUUGAAAAUCCUGAACACCAAGUCCCCAGAAGAGGCCUUCAAGAUUUUCACCGAGGGUUCUGAGGCCGAAGCUGGCCAUCUGCUGGGGGAGAAGGUGGAGGCCGCGACGAUGCCUCCAAACACCACUGACGCAAAGCCCAACGACGCCGCGGUGCAGCCCUCGCCGAAGAACUGA